CCGGUUGGUGGAUGAGAUAGAGGCUCGAGACACCGGAGACAGCGGAGAGUAGUGGACAAACCAACCGGAUAUUUACCUCCACCGAAUAAACCAUUAACGGUGUUUUCUGCCUACAAUUUAGAGAUAUAAAAAGCACGUUUUCGACGGAAUUAACCGUGUUACACGGAUGAAAGAUGACUUGACCGACCGUUAGAAGACCGACCGUUUAAAAACCGAACGUUAGAACGCCGACCGUUAGAAGUAGCUCUACCUCUCUUCGGACUGUAGCGAUGUUCAAACCUCUGGUUGCUUAGUUACCUCCUCUUUUCCUUCUGUCACCGUGGACUUAUCACGUUGUUUUUGCUGUCGCAAACCGAGAUGACUGAAAUCAGCGAAAAGGAGAAUGAACCACAGAACCGGGACCUUCACCGACCACAGGCUACCGUGCCCAGCCAACCGGAGUCAAAGUUGAGUGUCUGGCUGCUGAUGGUUGUCUGAGUGCUUGAAAGGUGAUUUAAGAAUAGGAUAGCCAGUCAGAGGUCCUGCAGGCAGGAAUGAGAGAAACGGAGAGAAAGAGGUGAAGAGUGAAGUACAAGUUGUCACCGUUGUGCUCAUGUAUCCAAUGUUGACCCAGCAUCGUUUGGAUUGAUGAUAAAGUCAUUGAAUAACUGUCCUUGAUUGAGUUCUACAAUGCUGCUGAUCCAGCAGAGUCCCAUGUGCAGAGCGGAGUCAGUUGCAGCGGUUGAAGCGCUCCCUGUCCUUCAAAUCAGUCAUGCGCAGCAAAAGUGUGGACAACUUUUUCCAGCGCAGCAACGGCGAAUCCCGCGCUCUCUCGGCCGUCAUCACCACACCUCUACCGCCAUCUCCUUCCCCCAUCCCCGAGUCCCCGCUGGCCUAUGAGCGCUCUCCGUCCCAUUCCCCGUCUACCAGUCCCAACCCCUCGUUGACAUCACGCUCACCUUCUAUCAGUCCCACGCUCUCCAAGACCCAGCCAAAGUCUCAGGCCCAGCCGGUCAAGACCCACUGUUUCCAGGAGCACGUCUUCCGUAGACCUACCAGCUGCCAGCGAUGCAAACACCCGAUCCAAGGGAACUCCAAGCAGGGGCUGCGUUGUAAAGCCUGUAAGCUGCCGGCCCACCUCUGGUGUUCGUCGGAGCUCUCCCAGCAGCCCUGUAAUGGCAAGUCAGGAGCUUUCAAGAGAAACUUCAGCUCUCCUCUGAUAACCGCCGAUACGCUGGGUGUGGUCAGAGAGGCUCCUGCUGCCCAGGAGGCAGAUAACGGCAUUGUUGACCCUGUGUACGAGGCACUGCGCUAUGGGACGUCGCUGGCUCAGAUGAGUCGCUCCAGCUUCAGCAGUAUUUCAGAGUCACCCUGUCAUGAGGAGGAAGAAGAAGAACUGCCAGAAAAAGUAGAAAACCAGCCAAUAGCUGAGGAGGAGCACAUCCCAGGAAUGCUCACCCCUCCUGAAAGCGAGAAGGCUGAUUCAGAAGACAGGGUCAGCCUGAAGACUCCUAAAAAAGUCGAGGUCCACUCCAUCCACACAUACGUGGCUCUCUACAAGUUUAUGCCUCAGGAGAAGAACGACUUGGAACUACAGCCUGGCGACAGAGUUCAAGUCACUGAUGACUCCAACGAGGACUGGUGGAAGGGAAAAAGCAGAGACAAGGUGGGAUUGUUCCCGGCCAACUUUGUGCAGCGGGUCCGCCCCGGCGAGCGCGUGUGGAAGGUCACCGAUGGUUUCCACGGCAACCGAGACAAAGGCCAGAUGACUGUGAAAGAGGCCCAGAUCUGCGUGGGGAAGAACGAGGAGAUUGACGGUUUCCUCCGGCUGAGCAGCGGGAAGAAGAGAGGCUUGGUCCCUGUGAAGUAUCUGCUAGAAAUAUGACGGCAGCAGCGCACUUCACCUUGACCCUCAGUUUGAUAAAGAAGUUCGCUAUGACGGAGGAAUACUCAGGAGUGUUUACCCGACACCUCACUGACCGCCAACCACCCCUCUAAAAAGUGCCAGUGAAUUAGCAGCUUGAGUGGACGACGAACCACAACUUUGCUUUUCACUGCAGAAGCUUUUAAGACUUAAAGGAGGUGGUGGUGGGGGGAGGAGAGGACUCCUUCAGAGCUACUUUUCUUGUAGCACAACUUUACUUUGUGUGGUUUUAAACACACUCACAACAGAUAUGUAGCAUCAUGUUGAAGAGGAUAGUCUGGCUACCUCACUAGCCAUUUCCAUCGGUCAUCCGUCUGCGAAAAACGGGAGAGGACUACCUUAACGUCAAGGCGUGUCCAAGCCUUGUGAGUCUUCAUUUCACUGUUUGUGUAGCAAAAACAAGACAUGAGAGAUUGUGAAAGAUUGUAGCUGUUUAUUGUGCAAACACUUGUUUUCACACCCUUUAACAGAUUCGGUUUAGUAGAUUCAACUGAGCGUAUAAACCAUCCAGUUUUUUCUAUGUGCAGACUGCAGCCCACAACGUGCACCUGUCUGCUGUUGUAAUAUGAAUUCAUGACGUGUCACUCCUUGCAAAGACUAGAAAAUGAUUCAGGUAUAACAUUGUGUGUAAAAAAAAAAGUCGUCUCUGCUACAUCUUGGUCAAAUGAAAGUCGUAUCACACACACACACACUGGGAUUUUCUGUAUUUCAGACUGCUCUCCAGUGAUUAGAUUACUGUACAUUUGUGCUCUUCACAGCUCCGAUGUGACAAAUGCUUUGCGUGCACCUCGGGGAGCUUUUUUUCUCUCAGUACGCCCUUCAAUGACACUCUCUCUGUAUACACACACACAGAUUUUUGUAGCUCACUUUGUCCCACGUAACUGUAAAAAUGCACCACUAGACUCUGCUUCCUGUCAUUGUAUUGUCAGCGUUGUUUAUCUGUGUGUAAAGUCCUGUAAUAUUCGCUGUGUACUACAACGCGGGGAUGGCACGCCGUCCUGACUUUCUGAUGCUUUUCUCGCGUAGAAGAGCAGAGCAAAGAAAAUACUGUUAUUCAGGAUGAUGGAUAAAAAACCAAACUCUGUGUUAUUUGUCAAAAAAAAAGUGGUGAAGGCUUUUCAAAAGUCUCUCAGAACGUCAUGUUCCAAACUUGUCAGAAAUGUGCUGAAUUUUUGAUGAAUGGCUAAUGUAUCUCCCAGCGCACGUGAUUACUUUUAAGUAACUCUGAGGGACUGUUAUUGUGUCUGUUAUUUAAGGUGACACAAGGCAAAAUCACCGCACACCACUUGAUUUAUUGCUCAGUCAUUAUAAACCUUAAGGCAGUGACAAACUGCCUUUGUUGCGGCAAUAACUGUAAAUAAAGAUAUUAUUUGUAAAUAGCCUUAUAAAGAUACUGUAUAUGUAUAUUGGCUCUGAAUAGCGCUCUUGCAGCUAUCCAGAGCCAACUAAGGGCAUUAACCUCACAGUUAUAAAUUACAGGAGAUCCUUAUUUAGUGUCCCACUUACCAGUGUAUGCAUCUCUUUGCUCAAUUACCAUCCAGCCCUGUCAGCACAAAUCUUUUCAAAUACUAUGCACAACAGUUCUAGUCACUCACUUUGUUUUGUACUCCAGCGUAGCCACACACAUCUCUGUAUAUAUCUGUGCUUUUGCAAAGAUUUGAAUUUGGACUCCAUCUGGGAUCAGUCUGCACCACGCUAAUCCUAAACAUUACUUUCACUGGCUAGAACCAAGAUUGGCUCAGGAUCAGUAUUACCCAGGUGAAUUCCCUCUCUCACCUCAAUGCACACUACCAGGCUAGUUCUUUGCAUGGCUAGCUGCCCUUUGAUCCUCACAUCUCUCAAUAAAGUCAGAUGAACUGUCAAA
Sebastes umbrosus (honeycomb rockfish) is the source of this 3767-nucleotide messenger RNA. Its product is annotated as SH3 and cysteine-rich domain-containing protein 2-like. The transcript has 13 exons. Gene Ontology annotation, molecular function: protein binding. Lineage: Eukaryota; Metazoa; Chordata; Actinopteri; Perciformes; Sebastidae. Gene Ontology annotation, cellular component: extrinsic component of cytoplasmic side of plasma membrane. The record is from RefSeq and is a predicted model, not a curated record. The coding region runs from base 752 to 1864 and encodes 370 amino acids. Gene Ontology annotation, biological process: positive regulation of protein localization to plasma membrane; positive regulation of voltage-gated calcium channel activity; skeletal muscle contraction.